Molecule: messenger RNA, 903 nt
Organism: Myiozetetes cayanensis
Lineage: Eukaryota; Metazoa; Chordata; Aves; Passeriformes; Tyrannidae
Gene: PRR29
Product: proline rich 29
Exons: 5
Coding region: 44-598 (184 amino acids)
Source: RefSeq, a predicted model, not a curated record
UCCCGGCUCCUGCUGCAGAUCCGCUCCCCUCAUCGCCUGAGCCAUGGAAGUGGGGGCAGCAGGAGACCCUCCCGGGGCCCGGGGGGACCCCCCAGCAGGGACCUACCUCAUCCCACACAGGCUCGCCGUGCCGGUGUCCCAGCAGCCCGUGAUGAUCCUCCAGCAGCUUCCAGGGCCCGGGGCUGUCCUGGCCCCCCCCGCGGGACCCCCGCCCGUCCGGGGAGAUUUAAUCGAGUUGAUGAUGAUUCAGAACUCCCAAAUGCACCAGGUGGUGAUGAACGGCCUGGCUGUGUCGGCACUGAUGUCCUUCGGCUUUGGCCCGUCCGCAGCCACUGCCCAGGCGCUGGCGAUGCCUUGGCAGACCGAGGAGGAGGAGGAGGAGGAGGAGGAGGCUGUGGUUUUCCACCAUCACUACAUCCCCUACCCAGGUCCUGUUCUCAUCCCGCCGUGCCUGGACCCGCAGCGGGAUGGGGGUGCCGUGGCUGUGCGCUACCUGGGCUCGUUAGCGGAGGAUGAGGCAGUACUACAGCGUGCUGGAGGAGAGGCUGUGAGCUCCAUGCUUCCCCAGGUGGUUUCUCUGGCACAUCCCAGCCCGUGAUCCCAGAAGAUCCUGGAUGGGUGCUUCAGGAUACUCAUCAGUUCGGGGUGGUUUCCUCCCCCUGAGCCACCUUGAGGCAGGGGGUGUCACAAAGCCUGUCCCCCAACCCCAGGUGACAUCCUGGUCCCAAUCUCUGCAUCCACGAGGACUCAGUGGCACGGGCUCUGCUGCGUCCUGGUGGGUGGGGAGAGGGGAGAUGUUCCCAGCCCAGGUGGUCCCAGCCUUCAUCAGUCCCUUCAGAUCUCCAUGCAGCACAUUGCCUGUAAUUAAUUUGCUUUGUUAAGAAAGCGCUCUGCUGUCACUAA